UGUUAUUGUUUAGAAGUUUGGAAAUAAAUUUUUUUUGCUUUUUUGUUUUGGGAAUCAUUAAAAUAAAUUGUAUGGAAAUGUCGGAGGAUAUUCCUUGUAAAAAAUCAAGAGUCGAAGAACGUGAUGAAGAAUUAAUAUCAGAAGAAAAACAAGAAAAUAGUACAAGUUCUACGGCACAAAAUAAGGAGGCCAAUUCCACGUCGGUAGCUGUACAACAACAACCAAGACCUAAGUUGACAUUUAAAAAUCCUAAAUUUAGUUAUAUUGAACCUGGCGGUAAGAAAUUUGUAUGGAAAUCUCUGAAACAAAUAGUAACACAGGAAAAAUCUUUGCCUUGGCCGGAGGAAGUUGUUUUAUAUAAUUCCCUUAAUGCUCCGCCCUCGUUGAAACCUGCUAAAAAAUAUUCUGAUAUUUCCGGCUUAGAAGCACCAUACACCGAUCCACAAACUAAGCUGCACUAUCAUAAUGCUGAAGAGUUUCGCAUUAUAAGAACUUUGCCCUCGGAUAUUAUACAAGGUUAUUUAGCCUUAAGAGGAGCCACGAAUAUUGUGGGCUAAUAAUUCUUGUUUUAAAGUUAUACAAAUUUUGUUUAUUAAAAUGAUUCAUUCGAAAUCGCUAUAACAAUAUACAUAAGUUUUUAAUUGUAUUGUUUAUAUUAUAAGGUAAAAUAUAAGAGUACGUGUUUUAAAGCAAAUAACUAAAA
This is a messenger RNA of Lucilia cuprina (Australian sheep blowfly), 703 nucleotides long. RefSeq names its product INO80 complex subunit C. Gene Ontology annotation, cellular component: Ino80 complex. The record is from RefSeq and is a predicted model, not a curated record. The transcript is spliced from 2 exons. Gene Ontology annotation, biological process: chromatin remodeling. NCBI's taxonomy places the organism in Eukaryota, Metazoa, Arthropoda, Insecta, Diptera, Calliphoridae. Bases 72 to 557 code for a protein of 161 amino acids.